AUGAAGUCUUCUAAAUGUCCAUUUACUGUGACUGCGGCUUCUUGUUUAUUCCUAUGUAUUACUGUUUCUCUUUCAAUGUUAUGCAUUUCACUUUGGCUCACAAGUCAAGGACUUACAAAUUAUGUGGAGUCCAUGAAGUAUAACCUCCAGAAAGAAGGUCAAAUUGGCAAGCGUGGGUCUGCGCACACAACGGUGGGAACUUCAUUUCGCAGACGAAGCGAUCGAGACAAAACGGGCUCUGUUGACAGUCACUUAAUCGAUGAUGCAUUCUCCGACUCUUGGCUUGAAGUACGUAAACAUCGUACCCGUCUUCUAACACGAACAAAGUGUUUACAGAACUUGUUCCUCAUAAUAAUCGUCUCUAGCUCUCCUGAAGCACAUAAAAAUCGAAUGGUUAUUCGACAUACUUGGGGAACGGAUAACGCACUUCACCGGAAAUGGAAGACGGUGUUUCUUAUCGGCGAAGCCAGCAGUGUUGACAUUUCGUAUCGCAUCUCGCGCGAAGCGCAGAUAUUUGGCGACAUAAUUCAAGGUGACUACCCUGAAACGUUUACAAAUAAAGUGUUUAAGAUAGAGUCUGGAUUUGAAUGGGCAGCAAAGUACUGUAGCUUUAAAUACUUGCUUAAGACAGAUGAUGACGUGUUCGUCAAUACUCGCGGUCUCAUCGAAUUCCUCACCCAAACUGGCACGGCAAAUACAGACUUUUAUUUUGGACAUUUAAUGCAUGGAAACCCUGUUCUUCGUCAUGGUUUCUAUGGUAUUUCAGAAGAAGAUCAUCCUGAGAAUACUUAUAAAGACUACAUUUCUGGAGGCGGCUACGUGUUGUCAAGGGAUCUGGUCUUGAAAUUAAUUCCAAUGUUUGAUGUUGUGAAACCGCUUAAAGUUGAUGAUGCAUAUAUCGGAAUCCUAGCGGCCGAUUUGGGUGUUCAGCCAAUCUCUAGUACAACGUUUUUGAUGUAUAACGAUAAUAAAUCAUGCAAGGAUGACCCCAAUAUUUUGCUCAUUAGGCCAAUUGAUCACGAUUGCAUGGUCAAACUUUUCGACGAUACACAGAAGAAACUACUCUCUCAGAGUACUACAAAUUAG
This is a messenger RNA of Pocillopora meandrina, 1086 nucleotides long. Lineage: Eukaryota; Metazoa; Cnidaria; Anthozoa; Scleractinia; Pocilloporidae. The record is from the annotation of a GenBank genome assembly.